AUGGCGGGCAUGUCUCGAAACAACUCUACCAGCUCUAUCCAGGGCUUCUCCGUCUUCCAGAAUUCUCUCGGUGCCCCUCUUCAGUUCCUCCCGGCCCUUGGCACCAAGCAGCUAGACGACAUGAUCGAUGCCUACGUCGCUGGCUCUGCUUCUAUCCAGGAGAAGCGAGCUCAGGUGUCCAUGGACUUCUUUGAGUAUGCUCAGCAGACCGGCGAGACCUUCAAGUACUACCCUGUCUUCUCAGCCGCUUUCGGCUCCACCACAGACUCUCCUGCGAGCUCUGCGAUGCAAGACUCCGGAUACGGCUCUGCCUUCAACGUCUCCCCAGUCAUGUCUGACCUGGCAUGGAGCCAGUCCACCGCAUUCACAUCUCCUGAGCAGUCCUUCAACUCUUUCACGCCAUCCCAGCAGAAGCAGACCGCCUCGCGGAAAGCCUCCAACUCAACCGCCAAGGCUCAGACCACCGACUUCUCUCACCUCCCAGGCAUGAAGAUCAUGACCAAGGACGGACAGGAUGUCACCAACUCUGCGUCCCGAGGCUGCAAGACCAAGGAGCAGCGAGACCAUGCACACCUCAUGCGCAUUCUCAAGGCCUGCGAUGCUUGCAAGAAGAAGAAGAUACGGUGCGAUCCCAGCCACCGCAAGGCCGCCAGGACAGCAUCCCAGGCUUCAGUCCAGACCGAGGCAAAGCCGGCGAAGAAGGUGAAGAAGUCUGCUUCACAAUCGCCUCCAGCGGUCAGUCCUGAGGUAGCUCUCGCGGGCGCUUCUUUUCAGAUGGCUCCCGCUCCAGCAGCCCCAGUUGAAGACUUCUCAGGCUUCGCUCAAGAACCCUGGGAUCAGUUCCUGCAGUACGAUGAGGAGGCUACCGCUGCCAUUCCUGAUGACUACGACUUCUUCUUUGACCCAGCGGGCUACUUCUCACCGAGCUCCGGCUCUUCCACAAGCUCGAUCCAGCCCUUCACUCCUGCGGUCACUGCGCCCUCUGCCGGCCUCUUCAACGACAACUAUGUCCUGCCUGUUGCCGACAGCCAGGAGCCGAUUCUCCCAUACCUCAAUCCAGGAGGCCAUGGCAGCAACUACGUCGACUUCAACCUGUACUCGCCUGCUUCUAGCUUCAUUGAUGAGGAGCCUCAGCCUCUCCAGAAGAAGUCCGAUGGCACUCUUGUUGACCAGCAAUCAAGGUCGCAAGGAGUAUUGAAGUCACAGACCCGUGGCCAAGAUGUUGCUGCUACUUCCUCAUCCACACAAGCAAGCGGUACUUCGACCUCUCAAGCCCGAUUCACUGGCGAAUUCUACGACCAGAACUGGUACAACCUGGUGGCUCCACCAGCGCCGUACCCGAUGAGCAUCACGAUGAGUUCAAUCGCAAGAGAGAUGCGAUACAGCGUGCCGUCUCUGCUCAAGGAUUAUCUACUGGCUCUACCGUCACUACUGACGCUGGCCGUGAUGUCCUUGAUGAAUAUGCUGAGAAUCACCGCAUACGCCGUCGUGGCGGUGCUGCUGUUCUCCGCGGUAUCGAGUCACGCCUGUCAUCCAUAUCCUCAGGAGUAA
Molecule: messenger RNA, 1551 nt
Organism: Phaeoacremonium minimum UCRPA7
Lineage: Eukaryota; Fungi; Ascomycota; Sordariomycetes; Togniniales; Togniniaceae
Exons: 2
Coding region: 1-1551 (516 amino acids)
Source: RefSeq, a predicted model, not a curated record